Molecule: messenger RNA, 1299 nt
Organism: Haemonchus placei
Lineage: Eukaryota; Metazoa; Nematoda; Chromadorea; Rhabditida; Trichostrongylidae
Source: the annotation of a GenBank genome assembly
CUGCUUUGUUCAGGUAUUGAAAAUAUUGCCUGUCAUCUUGUGGGCAAAGAAGUUUGGGAAGCGAUUUUUCCCGAAUCAUCAGUGUGCCUUAAUCAACCAGUUCACUUUUCUGGUUCGGUCCCGGCCGAUUUUGUACCUGCCGAGCUGUGCCUACUGUGUGAUCGACAACGAACCGAAGCUGCCACGGAGUCGGUCGACAAGAAGGUCGUGAUGUGUGACUCAGACUCCGGUGUAUGCUCAGCUUCCCCUCCGACCUCACCACGGGCCUCACAACCCGUACCGUCUGCAUCAACGGAAGCGACGUUACUCUGUAUGACGAGCCUAUAUGAACGUACCAGAGAAGCGAUCAUGCGGAUGCAGGCUGCUCAGCAGUUCGAAAUGAUGUCCCAAAUGCAAAUGCUCGGGCUGUUGGGCAUGGCACCCGCUGUGACCCCGGAGAUAAAUCGAAUAAUGUUCGAGAACCGUAAGUAUAAAAAGUUCUUCUUCACAUUUUACUUGUUAGUAUUGUUGGGAUUGGAAGCCAUUAUCGAUAUCGAGACCUCUAAUUAUAAUCAGAAGCAGCGAAAACAAAGCCAACCACAAUCCGACACGAUCGAAAAGGAGACGAAUGGGCAAGAGGAAAUAGUCAGAAACGGGUAUGGCAUAAAACGUAAUUACAGUCAAGUAGAUCUUACAGCAGCGGUCAAUGAUAUUAGGUGUGGAAGGCUGGGAACUAGACGAGCCUCAGUGGUAUACGGUAUUCCACGCUCGACUCUCAGGAAUAAAAUUUAUAAAUUGGAAGCUGCCGAAGAACAAGCUGGACAAGCCCCACUUAACAAGAGACGACGUCCCGGUGGCCAGAGUAAUGCUGAGAAAAAGUUAGCUGAACAAGUGGAAAGGCAGAAAAAAGCAUCUACACCUGUUACUGAUUGUUCAUCAAUUUCGCCAAGUAGUGACGGAACAGAUGGGGAGACAAGUAUGACGGCAGACGUUAUGGGGACAGGUGGGAAAGAAGACGGUAAGAAGGAGGAGUUGUCAGAGUGGAAAAAAAGUCGACCAAAACGUGGACAGUAUAGAAAAUACGACAAAAAUGCUCUGGACGAGGCGGUUCGAAGUGUACGGCGUGGUGAAAUGAGCGUCCAUCGGGCCGGAAGCUACUAUGGUGUCCCUCAUUCGACCCUUGAGUACAAGGUAAAAGAGAGGAAUUUACUGCGUAAAAAGAAGGAUUCACCACCUGUCAAAGAGAUUUCACUCAUGCAAGAGCCUAUGACAUCCCUAAAUAUAUCCGAAGAAUCCUCAAGUCCUGUCAUCGCUGUAUAG